Mauremys mutica (yellowpond turtle) is the source of this 9244-nucleotide messenger RNA. RefSeq names its product Rap guanine nucleotide exchange factor 2 (gene RAPGEF2). NCBI's taxonomy places the organism in Eukaryota, Metazoa, Chordata, Testudines, Geoemydidae. The coding region runs from base 497 to 5482 and encodes 1661 amino acids. The transcript has 29 exons. Gene Ontology annotation, molecular function: guanyl-nucleotide exchange factor activity; protein binding. The record is from RefSeq and is a predicted model, not a curated record. Gene Ontology annotation, biological process: small GTPase-mediated signal transduction; positive regulation of ERK1 and ERK2 cascade.
CGCAGGAGGCCGCUCCCCCCCUGAGAGCCCGGCCCCGCCCGCGCCGAGCCAGCCACCUCCCCGCGCCCAGCCGGGAGCGCAGCCCCGCAGCCCCCGGCAGCCCGGAUGGGAGGCGCCGGCGGGGAUGCAGCAGCCGCGGAACUGGACGGCGGAGCCCAGUAGAGUAGGAGCCGGGAGCCGCCGCCUGGCGCCAGGACCGCGGGAGCCCCCGGGCCGCUCUCCCCGCUGCCGGCCGGGCUUGGCCGGGCGGCGGCGCUGCUGAGUCCCGGUGUUUCACCCCAGCGGCCGCGAGCCCGGAGCCGGGCCGGAGCAGCGAGAGGCCGCGCCCGCCGCGCAGCGACAGGAGCCGGGACCCCGGCGGGACCGAGCCCCGCUCUCCCGCCGCGCGCCGCCUGGGCCGGGGCUCGGCGCAGCUUCCGACCCCGCUCCGCGGCCGGAGCCGAGGCAGGAGGCGGCGGGGCCGGGGCGCUGCAGCCCGGGGCAGAGAAGGGGCGAGAUGGCGUCGUACGUGGAUAACAGCUUCCGCCAGGCGGUGAUGAAAAACCCGGCGGAGAGGAGCCCCCAGGAUUUGGAGAUAGUGUAUUCCUAUUUACAUGGAAUGGAAGCUUUGUCUAAUCUGAGGGAACACCAACUCAGGCUGAUGUGUGAAACUGUGAGAUAUGAAAGGCAUGAAGCAAACGAAGUUCUGUACUACCCUGAUGAUAUUGGCUCCUGUUGGUAUAUCCUGCUGUCUGGUUCAGUAUUCAUCAAAGAGUCUAUGUUUCUUCCAAGGAGCAGUUUUGGCAAGCGUUCUGCAGGAAGCUUCAGGCGUGGCUGUGAAUGCAUUGUUUUAGAGCCAUCUGAAAUGAUUGUGGUGGACUAUAUGGAUGAAAAUGAAGAAUAUUUCCAGCGUCAAGCUUCCCAUAGACAAUCCCGAAGGAGAUUUAGGAAAAUCAAUCAAAAAGGAGAAAGACAAACCAUUAUUGAUACUGUGGAUCCUUAUCCUGUGGGGAAGCCACCUUUACCUAGAGGUUAUCAUACGCUUCCUGCAGAUUUCACAAAACUGCAUCUUACUGACAGUCUCCACCCACAGGUGACCCACGUUACCUCCAGUCACUCAGGAUGUAGCAUCACUAGUGAUUCUGGAAGCAGCAGCCUUUCUGAUAUCUACCAGGCCACAGAAAGUGAGGCUGGUGAUAUGGAUCUGAGUGGGUUACCAGAGACUGCAGUGGAUUCUGAGGAUGAUGAUGAUGAAGAAGAUAUUGAGAGGGCGUCAGACCCUCUGAUGAGCAGGGAUAUUGUUAGAGACUGCCUGGAGAAAGACCCAAUAGACAGGACAGAUGAUGACAUUGAACAACUAUUGGAAUUCAUGCAUCAGUUGCCUGCUUUUGCCAACAUGACAAUGUCAGUGAGGAGAGAACUUUGUGCUGUGAUGGUAUUUGCAGUUGUGGAGAGGGCAGGAACCAUAGUACUAAAUGAUGGGGAAGAGCUGGACUCCUGGUCAGUUAUAUUGAAUGGUUCUGUGGAAGUGACAUAUCCUGAUGGAAGAACAGAGAUACUGUGCAUGGGAAACAGUUUUGGUGUUUCCCCUACCAUGGACAAGGAAUACAUGAAAGGAGUGAUGAGAACCAAAGUGGAUGACUGCCAGUUUGUCUGCAUAGCCCAACAAGAUUACUGCCGCAUCCUCAAUCAAGUGGAAAAAAACAUGCAGAAGGUAGAAGAGGAGGGGGAGAUUGUUAUGGUGAAGGAGCACAGGGAGCUUGAUCGCACUGGAACAAGAAAGGGUCACAUUGUCAUCAAGGGAACAUCAGAAAGGUUAACAAUGCAUUUGGUGGAAGAGCACUCAGUGGUGGAUCCAACGUUUAUUGAGGAUUUCCUUUUGACCUACAGGACUUUUCUUUCCAGCCCAAUGGAAGUGGGCAAGAAAUUGUUGGAGUGGUUUAAUGACCCUAGCCUCAGGGAUAAGGUUACACGGGUAGUAUUAUUGUGGGUGAACAAUCACUUCAAUGAUUUUGAAGGAGAUCCUGCUAUGACUCGAUUUCUAGAGGAAUUUGAGAACAAUUUGGAAAGAGAGAAAAUGGGUGGACAUCUGAGGCUAUUAAAUAUUGCAUGUGCUGCUAAAGCUAAACGAAGAUUGAUAACAUUAACAAAGCCAUCUCGAGAAGCUCCUUUGCCUUUUAUCUUGCUGGGAGGGUCAGAAAAGGGAUUUGGAAUCUUUGUUGACAGUGUGGAUUUAGGCAGCAAAGCCACAGAAGCAGGCUUGAAACGUGGUGACCAGAUACUGGAGGUGAAUGGUCAAAACUUUGAAAACAUUCAGCUGUCAAAAGCCAUGGAAAUUCUUAGAAAUAAUACUCAUUUAUCUAUCACUGUGAAAACCAACUUAUUUGUUUUUAAAGAACUUCUAACAAGAUUGUCAGAGGAGAAAAGAAAUGGUGCUCCCCAUCUACCUAAAAUUGGUGAUAUUAAAAAGGCCAGUCGUUACUCCAUCCCAGAUCUUGCUGUUGAUGUGGAGCAGGUGAUAGGACUAGAAAAAGUAAAUAAGAAAAGUAAAGCCAACACUGUUGGAGGGAGAAACAAACUAAAGAAGAUACUUGACAAAACUCGAAUCAGUAUCCUGCCUCAGAAACCAUACAAUGACAUUGGAAUUGGCCAGUCGCAGGAUGACAGCAUUGUAGGAUUGAGGCAGACCAAACACAUUCCUCCUGCUUUACCUGUCAGUGGAACCCUGUCAUCCAGUAAUCCAGAUUUAUUGCAGUCACAUCACCGCAUCUUAGAUUUCAAUAGUACUCCAGACUUACCAGACCAAGUUCUGAGGGUUUUCAAGGCAGACCAGCAAAGUCGUUAUAUUAUGAUUAGUAAGGACACAACAGCAAAGGAAGUGGUCAUUCAGGCAAUUAGAGAGUUUGCUGUAACUGCUACUCCUGAUGCGUAUUCUUUGUGUGAAGUCUCUGUCACUCCAGAGGGUGUAAUCAAGCAAAGGAGGCUUCCAGAUCAGCUAUCCAAGCUUGCUGAUAGGAUACAGCUAAGUGGCAGGUAUUAUCUGAAAAACAACAUGGAGACAGAAACAUUGUGUUCAGAUGAAGAUGCUCAGGAGUUACUGCGGGAAAGUCAAAUUUCCCUACUGCAGCUCAGUACUGUUGAGAUGGCUGCUCAGCUCUCCAUGCGAAACUUUGAGCUGUUUCGUAACAUUGAACCCACAGAGUACAUAGAUGACCUGUUUAAACUCAAAUCUAAAACCAGUUGUGCUAACUUGAAAAAGUUUGAAGAAGUGAUAAACCAAGAAACAUUUUGGGUAGCAUCUGAGAUUCUAAGAGAAACCAACCAGCUAAAAAGAAUGAAGAUCAUUAAACACUUCAUUAAGAUAGCACUGCACUGCAGGGAAUGCAAGAACUUCAACUCCAUGUUUGCAAUUAUCAGUGGCCUGAAUUUGGCACCAGUUGCAAGGCUCCGCACUACUUGGGAAAAACUUCCAAGCAAAUAUGAGAAGCUGUUUCAAGAUCUUCAAGACUUGUUUGAUCCAUCUAGGAACAUGGCAAAAUAUCGUAAUGUCCUGAACAGCCAAAACCUACAGCCUCCCAUUAUUCCUCUCUUCCCUGUUAUCAAAAAGGACCUUACAUUCCUUCAUGAAGGAAAUGACUCAAAAGUGGAAGGCUUGGUCAAUUUUGAGAAGCUGAGAAUGAUUGCAAAAGAAAUUCGUCAUGUUGGUCGAAUGGCUUCUGUUAACAUGGAUCCUGCUGUAAUGUUCAGGACUAGGUCUCUCAGCCAGGGCAGUACAAAUGCAGCAGUGCUAGAUGUUGCACAAACAGGGGGACACAAAAAGCGGGUACGUCGCAGCUCCUUUCUCAAUGCCAAAAAACUGUAUGAAGAUGCUCAAAUGGCACGAAAAGUGAAGCAGUACCUCUCUAACUUGGACCUGGAAAUGGAUGAAGAGAGCCUCCAGACACUGUCUCUGCAGUGUGAGCCAGCCACCAACACAUUACCGAAGAAUCCAGGGGACAAACGGUCUGGGAAACAGGAAACGUCACCAGUGGCACCUAGGGCAGGAAUUCAGCAGAAGGUGCAGCAGCAGCAUAAAAUAAACCAAGCAUUGCAGGUCCCUGCUGUGUCCCUCUAUCCCUCUCGCAAGAAAGUACCAGUGAAAGACCUCCCACCAUUUGGCAUUAACUCCCCACAAGCGUUAAAGAAAAUUCUUUCAUUGUCUGAAGAAGGAAGUUUGGACCGUCACAAGAAACAAGCUGAAGACACAAUAUCAAAUGCAUCUUCACAGUUGUCUUCUCCUCCCACAUCACCACAGACCUCUCCAAGGAAAGGUGGCAGUGGCAAUCAGCUGAGAUAUUAUGGCGCCAGACAGUCGGAUCUAACCAGUUCCUCCUCUUCUCUUGGAAGUUAUACUUUGGCUCCCAGUGGCACUGUGGAUAACUUUUCAGAUUCUGGUCACAGCGAAAUUUCUUCCAGAUCUAGUAUUGUCAGCAAUUCCUCAUUUGACUCCAUGCCAGUGUCACUGCAUGAUGAGAGGAGACAGAGGCAUUCUGUCAGCAUUGUGGAGACUAAUCUUGGUGUGGGGAGAAUUGAUAGAAGAGCCAUGAUUGAACCAGAUCAAUACAGCUUAGGUUCAUAUGCACCACUGUCAGAGAACAGAGGCCUGUAUGCUGGAGCAACUGUGCUUUCUUCUCCCAGUACAGAAGAGCUAUCACAGGAUCAGGGGGAUCGCGCAUCACUUGAUGCCGCAGACAGUGGCCGUGGCAGCUGGACUUCUUGCUCAAGCGGUUCUCAUGACAACAUACAGACAAUACAACACCAGAGAAGCUGGGAGACUCUUCCUUUUGGACAUGUUCAUUUCGAUAGUUCAGGCGAUGGGGCAGGAUUAUGGGCCUCAGGCAGUCAUAUGGACCAGAUGAUGUUCCCCGAUCAUGGCACAAAAUAUGGCAGGCAGAGUCAAGGUAGGGAGGGCCUUGAUCAAGCACAGUCCAGAGCAAGCUGGGCAUCCUCAACAGGCUACUGGGGAGAGGACUCAGAAGGUGAUACAGGUACCAUAAAGCGGCGGGGUGGGAAGGAUGUUUCAAUUGAAGCUGAAACCAGUAGCAUAACAUCUGUAACAGCAGAGGAGUCAAAACCAGCUCCCAUGUCCUCUCAUAUAACUGUAUCAUCAAGUAGUGCAAAGGGGCUUAUUGCACGAAAAGAAGGUCGAUAUCGAGAACCACCUCCAACUCCCCCUGGUUAUGUAGGAAUACCUAUUGCAGACUUUGCGGAAGGAGUUUCCCAUCCAACUAGAAAACCUCCAGAUUACAACGUAGCACUUCAGAGGUCUAGGAUGGUAGCACGGACAUGUGAGACCCAUGGGACUUCAACUUUGCAGCAGCAAUCACAAGGUCACUCAGCUAGCAGGCCUGUGAACAAACCUCAGUGGCACAAACCAAAUGAGUCAGACCCACGUCUUGCUCACUAUCAGUCUCAAGGGUUUUCCACAGAGGAGGAUGAAGAUGAACAAGUCUCUGCCGUCUAAGAAUUGGGGCUUUUCUGGAUCCAGAGUGAGCCACCUUAAAGGAGAGCACAAGAAGACGUCCCUAGUAUAGGAGCCUUGGAACUAUAAUUAAAGGAUGGUAGACCUAUUUGCCUCCUUCCCUGCCUUAAAGCAGCAUGGGGCUUCUUCUCCCCCGUUCCUCCCCCCUUUCCCCUUGCAUGUGAAAUACUGUGAAGAAAUCGCCCUGGCACUUUUCAAACUGUGUUGCUUGAAAUGCACAGUGCAGCAAUCUCCAAGCUACCACUGUCGCUGUCUGCCACAUCACACAGUAUCAUUCCAAAUUCCAAGAUCAUCACAUCAAGAUGAUUAACUCUGACUGCAUUUCCCAAAGCCUGGAAGGGUUUUGAAAUCUUCCUUUUAGAUUUUAAUCACAAUCCUAGCACUUCAUCUCAUUGGGAUAAUGAGAUAUGCUAGUUGUCAAACGACAUUGAGCCUUUAACGUACAAAGAGAAAAACACAUUGAAACCCUUCAAGUAUACAGUGCUUGUUUGCUUGUUUACAAUGCCUUUGUUACAGUGCUGUAUGUUGUUGUGUUCAGAAAGCAAAUGUUACACCUGCAUAAUAAUUACAGUAUUAUUUCAGACUUUUUAGUAGGGUUGCCAGCCUGGGCUCCUAAAAACAAAACUGAUAUGGCUGAGCAGGGCCGAAUGGAAGGCAGGAAGGGUUAUAGGAUACAGCCUUUCAUUGACCACCUAGCUCCACUCUUAAAGUGCCCCACCCUGGAGUCUUAGAAAGUUUGUAAAUCAUAGGAUAGUAUUUUGAAAUGGGUCUAGCAUCAGUGCAGUACUAAGUGCUUGCAACUAUCUAAUGGGGGAAAACAGGACAACUUGUAUAGUUUGUACCAUACAAUUUGUAUACCUGUGCCUGGUGGAAUACAGGAUGGCAUAGUUUUUAUUUGUUUGUUUUUUUAAAGUCCUAUUCAAAUGAGACAGAUGGUAAACCCCACCUUUAAAUUAUAUUUUUGUCUUACUACAGUUAGAAGGUUAGUUACUUUAAGAGAAAAAUGAACUGGAUAACAUUGCAGUGAAGGAAAUUUGGGAUGUCACAGCUAAUGUCAGCUGUUAUUUCUGAUCUAAUAAUCUCUCUAUUGACUUGGCAUUAGGGAAUAAACAAGCCUUUAAAUUAUGAAAAAACACAUUUAGACACGCGAGCCUUUGCAAUGCAGAAAUAGUCACAACUGUUAAUGGCUUUAUGGAACACUGCAUGUGUAGAAAAGGCCAAUGUGUAGCAACCACCUGCUCACAGCUGCUAUUAACCCUAUAAUGACUGAAAUGAUCCUUCCCCUCUAUUUUUGUGUUGUUUUUGCACAGACUCCGGAAAAGUGAAGGCUGCCAAUCCGAGUAGUACUCAGAUGUGAGGAACUGCUGGUCUUGGUUUUUUUUUUUUUCCAUUGAACUCAGCUGAUCAUAUUGAUCAGUAGAUAAACGUAAAUAGCUUCAACUUUAAAGAUCAAAUUGCAGUGUUUUUUCACUGUAUCAAACAAUGUCAGUGCUUUAUUUAAUUAUUCUCUCUCCUGUAAUCAUGGCUUUUGUCUAUUUGCUUAUAUAUCACAUUGUCGAUUAUGAAUUUGUAAUUUUACAUGUAAUAUGCAUUAUUUGCCAGUUUUAUUAUAUAGGCUAUUGACCUCAUGUGCAUAUAGAAAGACAGAAACCUAGCUCUAUCACAAGUUGCACAAAUAUUAUAUAAGCAUUAAGUAAUUGUAGACCAUAGGACUGCUAAUCUCAGUUCACUCUGUGAUGUCAAGUGCAGAAUGUACAAUUAACUGGUGAUUUCCUCAUACUUUUGAUACUACUUGUACCUGUAUGUCUUUUAGAAAGACAUUGGUGGAGUCUGUAUCCCUUUUGUAUUUUUAAUACAAUAAUUGUACAUAUUGGUUAUAUUUUUGUUGAAAAUGGUAGAAAUGUACUAUGUUUAUGCUUCUACAUCCGAUUUGUAUGAAGCUGAAAAAUAAAUAAAUAUAACAUUAAUGCAGUCCAUAUUGAUUCUUACACAUUUUAUAGGUUCAUCAUAUUUGAGCAAAUUCAAAUUUGAAAAUAAUUUACUUCGCUGUACAUGAAUAUUAAAGGAAUACUAUCAAGUAACAGGCACAAAAUUGAAGUGGAGAUUUUUUAAACCCACUGUGUUGUUGCCAAUAAAUUAGUAUGUCCAUUACUAAACCAAAAUGGCCAGCAGAGGCAUCAGAGCGUCAAGGAUUGUGCUGACAUCAUUGCUGUUGAUACACAGACAAGCAAGGUAAAUAAGGAGGGCCAUGUUGGCUUGGGACUCCAUAAGAAUCGGGGGCAAUGAAUCCAUAUUUACAAAAUUUGGGGUGGGGAGAAGUAUGGAAAGAUGUGUUACCUACUUAGAAACUUGAAACUAUUGCAUGUAAUGAAAAGUACCUGAGUGUCCCUUUUAACAACAGCCAGAUGCUGUAAUCUAUAUAAUGUCACAAGUGUUUGUUCUUUUGUGAGCAUUGUGAACUCGAGCUACUUGUAACUGGGUACAGGAGACUGGUUUAAAACUCUUUUCUUAGCCUAUCCAUUGGUUAUAUUUGGCUUGUAUUUAAAAAAAAAAAAGUCAAGUAUUAUUUCCAAAUGAAAGUUACUGCUUUAGAGCAAAAAAUGGUUGGUUUGGAUUUUCGCUAUAACCCUUCAUAAUACGACCCUAAAAAACACCCUAGACUCAAGCUCAAAUAAUAUGUAUAGUACCCGUUUUCAUAAAAGAACACUGGACGUGUAAGAGUCAAAUGAUCAUUGCAGUUACUUUUCAUCUCUGGAAUAUGUGCCACUUCAAGGCCCGGUAAAUUUUAAAUAGGAUUGGAUUUUUGGGGGGAGGUGAUAUUUUUGUUGUUUUUGCAGUAACUAAUCCAUGUUAAUCUGUGGCUCAUGCCUCUGGAUAAUCUCAACAAGCCAGAUCAGGGCUAUCACAGUAAUAACUUUUCUUAUGACAUUAACAGAAAUGGAAUAAACAUUUCUUUUAGGUUCAAUACUUUAUAAAUAUUUCUCCUGCAAACAUUAGUUCUUAGGGAAUACUAAUCAUGACCGAUUUUUUGAUUGACAAUGAUUUUCCCCCAGUUGGUGUGGUGAUGUGUGUGAUCAGCGGUGGCUCCAGGCACCAGUGGGGCAGCAAGCCGCGGGGGGCGCCCUGCCAGUCCCUGUGAGGGCGGUAGUCAGGCUGCCUUUGGCAGCUUGCCUGCAGGAGGACCGCCGGUCCCUCAGAUUUGGCUGCAAUUCGGUGGUGGGUACACCAAAGCCACGGAACAGGCGGACGUCCCGCAGGCAUGCCGCCGAAUCCGUGGGACCGCCGCCGAAGGCUGCCUGACUGCCGGGCUUGGGGUGGCAAAAAGGCUAGAGCCACCCCUGUGUGUGAUUCACUUGCAAGUGAGUCAUUUUGCUCAAUGUUUGUCAUACUGCUGUAUUAUACGGAUCCACUGCCCUCUACUUUAUGCCUUCCCUUUCUUCGGUGGCUCUAGGACAACCGUUAGGAGAAAAACAUCACAAAAAGGUAAUAGGUAUGUAAAUUUGACCCGCAACUGUUGCUGAGUUCAGUAGAGAUGGCUUUUGGUUAUAGCAAUCAAGAAAUCAGUUGGCUCCAACAGAAUCAGAAGCUCCGAUGAACAGCGAAUUCUUAUACAGGCGAGCUAAUAAUAAGAUGAAUGUACUCUGUGGUAUGUUUGUUUGUUUGCACAAAGCGUGGGUUGAAGUAGCAAGAUAAGCCAUAUUUCACUAGAGAGAAAAAAUAUUAGAUUGUAAACUCUUUGAGGCA